AUAACAUCAUACAUCAUAUACACACUGCGGAUGAUUAAUACGCCACAUUCAACUGCAAUCAUCUAACAGAUAGAUACAGCAGGCAAAAACUGUGAUUAUAAUGGAUGGGGAACUGGUUAUAAUGGUUUUGCUUACUUGUCUUGGAAUAUUUUCUGCAAAUGCAGCAACGGUAACGGUUUCUCCAAACGUCAAGGCUACCAAAGGAGACACCUCUGUGAAGUGCCCUAAUGGCUUUGUAAGAUACGAGGAAUCCUGCUACAGCUUUCACUCCGAGGCAUUCUCCUGGCCAGAGGCUCUGGUGUUUUGUCAAACAUUCAAAAACACUCUCGUGACCUUAAGAUCAACGGCCCAAUAUGAAUUCCUGCAAGGCAUUUUGGCAACGAUCACAGGUAAUUGAAUAUCUUGCAUAUUUUUUCAAACUAAGCAUUUUGUGC
Saccostrea cuccullata (small rock oyster) is the source of this 434-nucleotide messenger RNA. RefSeq names its product ladderlectin-like. NCBI's taxonomy places the organism in Eukaryota, Metazoa, Mollusca, Bivalvia, Ostreida, Ostreidae. The record is from RefSeq and is a predicted model, not a curated record. The transcript is spliced from 3 exons. Bases 101 to 397 code for a protein of 98 amino acids.